AUGGCUGGUCCAGCCGAGUUUAGUGGGCCUCCCCGUCAGCUGUGGCCAGACCAAAUUCCCCUGCUCCUCAACACGAUCGACAAACUCCGAAGCAUGGGUGUUGGCGAGUAUGUUGAGUUGCCACAGAUGAUUGUCUGCGGUUCCAAGGCCAACGCCAAACGCUCUGUUAUCGAGUCAAUCUCUCGCAUACGCUUUCCAGUCAGGAAGGACUUUUACAAUGGCUUCGUUACGGAAAUCACCUUACGCCGCCAUGCAAUUACUCGCUUCCAAGUCAGCGUUGAACCCGGUCCAUCAUCGAGCAAAAGCGAGCUAGACAUCCAGGAACUCAAAGGAUCCAUGCUCACAGCCCCCAAUGCUGAGCAGUCAGUCUCGCUGAUUGAGAAAGCUACUGGAUUCGUCAAACCCUCUCUCGAAGACGGAUUCAGUGAAGAUGUCAUGAGAGUGGAGCUUUCUGGCCCCGAUCAACCGAACCUGACUCUUAUCGAUAUUCCCAGGCUCUACUUUACAGAGGGCAUAGACGAUGAAAACAAGGAGAAGUGUGCUGGCCGUCUUCAAAUUGAGAAAUACGUGCAGAAUCCACGUACCAUCAUCCUCGCUGUGGUAUCGGCAAAAAUCGACAUUUGUCCUCAAAAGAUAAACGAUUUCGCGGACAAGUAUGAUCGAGGACGAAACCGGAUCUUGGGAAUUAUCACCCAUCUCGACACACUCGAGGAAUCGUCCGACGAGGAAAAGCUAUGGCAGAUGGCUGUCAAAGAAGAAAUAUCGCAACAGCCACUGGGCUUGCAUUUGGUGUGGACCCGAUCGUCCGAGACCCAUGAUGUGCCAGACGAACAGAGAGAUCAGAAGGAGAAGGAGUUCUUCGAGCGAGGAGACUGGAAAACCGUGCCAAGAGAGUCCGUUGGUACUGGCAACCUGCGCAGUCGACUCAGUACCAUUCUUGUGAAUCACGUUCAAAGAAGCCUCCCCAGACUGGUUUCUGAAAUCAACCAAAGGACUCGGAAGAUCCAAUCGAAUAUGGCUAAGCUGCGCACUCCUCAGGAGACGAUUGAUCAACAGAAGGCAUUACUUUUCAACUUGAGUAGCGAUUUCCACCGCAUAACCGAGCAAGCUUUGAAUGGAAUGUACAUUGACGACUUCUUUGCUACCCAAGUGGAUGAUGACCAACUCACGACUCGUGACCCUCGCCGUCUGCGUGCUAUCAUCCGUGCAUUGAAUGAGGAUUUCGCAGAUGUUAUGGAUAUUGCCGGCUGUCGUCAAUUCAUCCAUGGAGUCAACAAUCAGAUCACUUCGUUGCUACACCCUUCCAACCCCUAUGCAAAUAUCAGACAGCCGGUUCACAAGAGCCGCUUGGAGUUCGAACUCGAUGUCCUUGAACUAAUGUGCCGCGAAAGAGGACUUGAAGUCCCAGGGAACACCAGUCAGCUAGUGGUGGCCAACCUCUUUCGAGACCAGUCGGAGCCCUGGGCGGAAAUUGCUCGAGCCCAUGUAAAGAAAUUAUGGGAGACAACCCGGGAAUUCGUGUCGCUGUUGUUGGAUCAUCUUACGGAUGAACACAUGUCUGCGGUGAUAAUGCGAACUGUCAUUCAACCUCAGUUCGAUAGGAUGCUUGCCAGUCUACUGGGCAAGGUACUUGAGUUGACUGCUGCCCACAAGCGAGGCCAUGCAUUGCCUCUGAGUCGGAGCUUUCUUCGAGGUCAUCCAUUGCCUCUUGAUCGAAGCUUUCUUGCUAAGAUGCAGAAGUCCAGGAACGAUCGCGUGCUGGCCCACAUACAGCAGAAUCUUCCUUCGUCUUUCAGUACUAACUACACUAUGGGAGAGCUCCAGGCGGCUACUCAGAACAUGGAGUCAUCAAGCAACCCAUUCAUCGCUUCGGACAUCAUCGACCAGUUCCAAGCAUAUUACAACCAUACUCUAGGGAUCUUCAUGGACAACAUUACGACCCUCGGAAUCGAAAAUUGCCUUCUCGACCCUCUGAACGACCUCUUGACCACGCGGAAAAUCACCGAAAUGGAGGACAGCCAAAUCGAAGACCUUUUCACAGGCGUACACAAUGGCGUGGAGAAUCAGGGACACAAUCUGGGUGAUGAGCUCCAGCUGUUGCAAACCGCCGUGCGAGCAUUGGAUCAAUUCAAGAUUGCGCCAUCUACCGGAGCAAUCAAGCCACCCGGUUUACCCUCAGCUCAUGGGCGUUCAUCUCUCCAACCCUACCUUACCCCCCAAGGGAUCAUCUGCAAUGGCGCAUCUGCCAACCCCUUCGGCGUACUGUGUGUGGAUUCUAGAGUCCAAGGCCAGAACAACACGCCCCGGUAUCAAAUUUCGUGGCCAUCCAGCCCGGCGCCAGACAUGCAGAACCCACCCCCGCCUUGCCCGAGUGGUCCAUUCGGCUUGAAUCCCGGUACAAUGAAUCCUGGGACCGUGAGUGCUCCAACUGCAUCUGUCCCGACUGCGAACACCACUCCAGCCCCUUCCGGCGUACCUGGAUUCGCUGGACCUGCACCUCCGCUCCCUCAGACAGUUACGUCUAGCCCGUUCUAUUCGCCCCGUGCUGGACCUGGUCUAUUCGGUACGCCAGAUACCAGUAGCCACGAUGCGAAUUCGUAUUGGGAGGAGAAAGAUCAUAAUGGUGCCACUAUGUACAACCGGUACUAUUCAAUCUGCUGUCACGAGAAGUUCAAGUCCUUCUCACCAGAGGAGCUGCGAUGGGCUGACUACAAGCUCGGCCGUCAGACACCAAGGCAGUCAGUCUUUGGACAGGGGCGUGAUACUGAGCAACAGCGACGUAUUGCGAGUAUGACGCGGCGUCUUCAAAGAGGUGAGGGUGCGACGUUCAAGUUCCCAUCUCACCUUGAGAAUCGUGGAAAGCCGACCUGA
Molecule: messenger RNA, 2871 nt
Organism: Penicillium mononematosum
Lineage: Eukaryota; Fungi; Ascomycota; Eurotiomycetes; Eurotiales; Aspergillaceae
Exons: 4
Coding region: 1-2871 (956 amino acids)
Cellular component (GO): membrane; microtubule; cytoplasm
Molecular function (GO): microtubule binding; GTPase activity; GTP binding
Source: RefSeq, a predicted model, not a curated record